GUCGGGCGUCUAACCCAUCUUCGCGCACACAUGGGUCCGCUGUCCCCGACCUCGCCAAUACAGCAGCCGCCACACAGUGCUGGUCUCUCAUACAAAGGCCUGCGCGCGGCGAUCGACCCGCAGUCCAUUCCGUCCCCAAUUGACGCAAUUGAGAUCGACCGCGAGCAAUGGGACGACCAGCCCUUCGGAACACUUCCGGGAGGACACGUACCUCUGUCCACGACAGACUACGUUGCAAUUGACCAAGGCAACUCCUCCCCUCGGUAUGUCCGGGUAUCGACAUGGAACAUGCCCAGCACGUCACGCCUGGCUUCGGACUGCGAGAUCCCCCUGGCAGCAGUGGUUCAGCCCCUCGCAGACCAGGAUCCUAGGGAAGAGCCUGUACCUCUCGUCGACACCGGUGACAUCGGUCCUGCGCGGUGUGCAAGGUGUCGGGGAUACAUCAAUCCGUGGUGCAAAUGGGUAGCUGGAGGGAUGCGGUGGAAGUGUAAUUUGUGCUUGCAUGAGACAGAAGUCGCAUCGGAGUACUUCUGCAACCUCGAUGCGAACAUGACACGGUUAGACCAUCUGCAAAGACCUGAACUCAACAAGGGUACCGUGGACUUUGCUGUACCAAAAGACUACUGGGCUCCACAGUCACAGCCUCGGAUAGAAGCGCUAUAUCAACCCGUAGUACCCACGUCAACGUCGGAGAAGAGGCCGCCAGAGCCAAUGCGCUACGUGUUCGCGCUCGACGUCUCACAAGAGGCAAUGACGUCUGGCUUCACACAGACUAUAUGUCUGCAACUGCUGGACCUCUUCUAUGGUUACGAUGCAGAAGAUGGGACGCAUGUCGAUCCCUGCUUCCCGCCCCAGAGCAAAGUCUGCAUCCUGUCUUACGACCGGUCAAUACACUUCUAUGAUCUCUCACCACGCGAAACCGACAACCCGUCGAUGCUAGUGCUGCCGGACUUGGAGGAUGUGUUCGUGCCCAUACGACAGGGUUUAUUUGCUGAUGUGCGAGAAUCACAACGGCCCAUCACGAACCUGCUCACUACGCUAGGUGCUACCAGCAAUCGCUUCCUUGAGACUGAAGCCGCGCUUGGCUCGGCAUUGGCUGCAUGUCUGGCUACCCUCGCUGGUAAAGGCGGCCAAGUGAUUGUCUUCCCUGCUGUCAUCCCGACCAUCGGCCUGGGCGCGCUCACAACGCCCGAAGACAUCUCCGUCCUCAUUGGCACAGAGAAGGAGAAGUCGAUCUUCACACCGCGACACGAGGAUUGGCAGGAGCUUGGCGAGCAGUGUGCGGAAGAGGGCAUUGGCGUGAACAUGUUCUUUGCCAACAAUCGGCCGGUCGAUCUUGCGUCAAUAUCGGUGGUCUCUUCGCUCACCGGCGGUCAGCUCUACUUCCACCCACGGUUUGAUCCUGCACGCGACGGGCUGGUCCUCCACUCUGAACUUCGACGUUUACUUCUGCGGACAACAGGUUACUCAUGCCUCAUGAAGAUCCGAUGUUCCCAAGGUCUGCGCAUAACACAACACUACGGCAACUUCUACAAGCCUCCCACGUCAGACCUGACCUUCGGUACGCUCGACGCGGACAAGACUAUCUCCAUCGUGCUGGAGCACACCAAAGCUCUGACGGAAGGGGAGUUUGCAUUCCUCCAGAGUGCCGUCCUGUAUACGACCGUCGCCGGCGAGCGCCGCGUGCGGGUGUGCAAUCUCGGGAUACAGGUUGCGGGCAUGGCCGGGAACGUCUUCAGGUUCGCGGACAUGGAUGCGGUGGUGUGUCAUCUGGUCAGGCAAAGCAUUCAUAAUACGCAUUCUCAGAAGAUCGCCAAGAUCCAAGAGCAGCUGACGGACAAGUGCGCUGCUAUCUUGUUGGCGUACCGCAAGUACUGUGCUGCAUCUGCGCCUGCCUCUCAGCUCAUCAUACCGGAAGCCUUCCGAGCACUGCCGUUAUACACCUUGGCGAUCAUGAAGUCGCGACCGCUCAAAGCUCAGAACGUGGUGACCGACGUGCGGUUGUACCACGCACACAAGAUCAUGGCGAUGAGUGCCCGAGCAACCAUGCAGCAUCUACACCCCCGUCUCAUGGCUUUGCACGAUCUCACUAUGCGAGCUGCGAUGCCGGAUCCGCAGACGGGUCAGAUGCGGUUACCAGGUCUCAUGCGAGCUAGCUACAUUUUCAUGGAGUCGUAUGGAAUCUACCUCAUCGACAACGAAGAGCUCAUGGUGCUCUGGAUAGGCUCGGAUGCGUCGCCUCAACUGUUGAAGGAUCUGUUUGACGUCGACGACUUCUUGCAUGUCGACCCGAAGAUCACUCAGCUUCCGGUGCUCCCGACAAGAUUGUCAGGGCAGGUCCGCAAUAUCAUUGCGUACCGACAUGCCCAGCGGGGGUGGACGCCCAAGCUGUCGAUUUCGCGACAGAACAUGGAUGGUGCAGAGCUCGAAUUCGCAGACAUGCUUGUGGAGGACAAAAACAAUGCGGCAAUGUCAUACCUCGACUAUCUCUGCCUGGUACAUAAGCAGAUCAAUGCGGUGCUAACGGGAGGCUCCUCCUCCAACAGCAACCGCAAUAGCUACAAGUCGGCGCCGUGGUAGAUUGGUUAACAUGUACGCUGAUGCACAUCUAGAUGCAGCAAUAUUGUCGUUGUUGUAUGCGCAGGCAAUUCAUAUCUCGUAUUGCUCGGUUGCAGUCCGUCAAUCCGUU
This is a messenger RNA of Rhodofomes roseus, 2689 nucleotides long. Its product is annotated as sec24-like protein. Gene Ontology annotation, biological process: intracellular protein transport; endoplasmic reticulum to Golgi vesicle-mediated transport; COPII-coated vesicle cargo loading. Gene Ontology annotation, cellular component: COPII vesicle coat; endoplasmic reticulum exit site. Lineage: Eukaryota; Fungi; Basidiomycota; Agaricomycetes; Polyporales; Fomitopsidaceae. Gene Ontology annotation, molecular function: SNARE binding; zinc ion binding. The transcript has 16 exons. The record is from RefSeq and is a predicted model, not a curated record. Bases 31 to 2580 code for a protein of 849 amino acids.